AUGUCAUUACCUGAUCCAAGAAGACAUUCAACAGAACCUCUAUUACCUACACCAGCAACUACUGAACGUGUAUCUGAAGAAGACGAUUCAUAUACAUCAAAUUAUCCUUUAGCUACGAUGGGAAUUUCAUUAUCUACCGCUAGGAUCUUAGCUCCUGCUUCAUUCUUGUUCGAUUUCGCAUGUCAACAAUAUGGAAUGCUUUCGUCACCAAACAUGAAAGAUAUUCAUGAUGCCAACCCAUGUUCCUUCUCGCCUCAACCAUUUGCAAUUGCAGGGUUCUUCGGUCCUCAACAGAUUUUACAGUUGAUCUGGUUAAGAGAGUUCUUUAGAGCACCAAAAGAUGUUGAAAGGAAUACAUUAAGAUACGCUCCUUGGUACGCUCUUGGUAAUGGUUGUAUUGCUAUUUGGAUGUUAUUCUGGAACAAAAACAACCUCAAAGGCUCAAACGUCUUGGUCACCAUCAACUCUUUAACUCAACUUUAUUACACUUUCUUCCUCCGUGAUCCUGCUCCAAGCACUUAUCAAUCCAAGCUCACCAACGCCAUCAACAUCACCUUUGCUGGAAUUGGAGUGCUCGAUUUAUUUCAUAAUGCUACCGCAGCCUAUUUCCCUUCAGUUCCACCUAACCUCCUUGUCCAGAUCUUGACUCCUCUCGCAUCAAUCCUCACAGCAUUAACUACUCCUCUUUUGUUCGGUACAAGUAUCGCAUACGAUUUAUUCGGAGUAGCUGUAGGACAGCAUCAACUUGCAGCUAAAUCAGUCGUUUCAGGUCUAGGUGGUGGCGGUGGUGAAAACUGGGCUAAACUCCUUGGCGGAGCUGGUUUAGGCGUUGUUGGUAUCGUUGCUGCCAGAGCUUAUAACGGUGCCAGAUGGGUUUAA
Molecule: messenger RNA, 879 nt
Organism: Kwoniella shivajii
Lineage: Eukaryota; Fungi; Basidiomycota; Tremellomycetes; Tremellales; Cryptococcaceae
Exons: 4
Coding region: 1-879 (292 amino acids)
Source: RefSeq, a predicted model, not a curated record